AUGGGAACCUUCUUUAAAUACUUUGCUAUCGCGUCAUUCGUAGCUUUAUUUUCUAUAAUCUUUCAAGCUUAUCACGAAUCAGGAUCUUUACAAAAUAUUACUUUUCAAUUACAAGCACUCGUUCAAUUAGAAUCAAAUCACAAUAUUAUUUCAAAAGAUGAUAAACCAAGGGUUGUAGUGGCUUAUGGAAGUUGUAGUGAUCUAACUGUUCGUGCUGUCGAUGUUUUAAAUUAUACCGGAAAUUUAAAAGAUUUUCAAGUGAGAGAUGAAUCCGAUGACGAGAUUCAUACUUUUGAAGACUUCAUGAGAAGUUUUAUGUAUUACUUCUCCAAAGGAGCUGCCGCCGAAAGAUAUACGCCGAAUAAAGAACUCUUUAGGAACAUUGUAGCGAUAGCAAAGAAACAUUCCUCACAUCGAUGGGAUCUUGGUGGAAAUGCACCCGUUAUGGGAAAAAGAUUUCAUUUGGAAGGAGCACAAGUCCUCAUUGCAUCGACCAUGUCAGUGAAACAACGAACUCAUCUGGACAAAGGAAUUGACGUUGUUGAUUUCAUUCCAAGUGAAGAUUUUGUUGAUGAUAUUCAUUUGAUAUUCGAGUAUAAGACUGGAGACAAGUUUGGUGAUCAUUUAGCCCCACGAGCUAAUCGCUACAUAAUUCAUAAUGACGAAAACAAUCCCAUGAUUACAUCACUGGAACUACUCAAUGUAAAUAAGUACAACCCGAAGUUAUUUGUUGUGUCUGGACUUCAAAUGCUCGACAAUUUUCCAUUUAAAUCGCCAUCGGUUAGAAAAGAAAGACUCCAAGGUGUAAAGAAGCAAAUGACUGAAUCACAUCCCGACACACUCAUUCAUUUUGAGAUGGCAAGUUUUGUAGAAAUUGAGCUCAUGACUGAUUUACUUGAAAAUGUCAUUCCUUAUGCUGAUUCCUUGGGAAUGAAUGAGCAAGAAGUUGACAAUCUUAUGCAUGUUUUAGAAACUGGAAAAAUCAGUUUAUCAGCAGAUUCAAAUCCACGAGUCGCAACGACAUUAGAUCAAAUGAGAAAAGUAUUUAAGAUUUUAAAUCGGAGUUAUUAUGAGCAUCGUAAAAAUGACGUAAAGUUGAGGAUGAUCUCAAGAAUUCACAUUCACACACUCGCAUUCCAAUUGAUGAUGAACGUGAAAGCAAGCAAUUGGAAGAAUAUAAAAAAUGCAGCAGCUAAAAGCUCUCUCACUGCUCAUCGCCAUGUAUGUCAAACAAGUUAUGUUAAUCCAGAAAAUACAAUACUUGUGCUCGAUGAUUCUUUUGCAACAUCUGCCGAGACUCCUGCUCAGAAUACUGAUAAAGACAUGAGACCGAAACGAAUUGAAAUUAAGCUUGGCGAUCCUGUACCUUGUUGGAACGAAACAAUUUCUGUUGAUGAAAUACAUUCUGUUGACGUUGAGAUUUGCUUAAGUCCCGUUUUGGUUUGCAGAGAAGCAAGAAAAACUGUUGGUGCUGGUGACAACAUCUCAGCUGCUGGAUUAAUUCUUCAAAUUUAA
Molecule: messenger RNA, 1515 nt
Organism: Clunio marinus
Lineage: Eukaryota; Metazoa; Arthropoda; Insecta; Diptera; Chironomidae
Source: the annotation of a GenBank genome assembly